AUGGACUCUAUUUCUCUGCCGCCAAUCUUGCUUGACAUUCCUCGUAAUGCGGUCGUGGCCAUUGGCUUGCCGCUCGUCUUCGGCUCGUUGAGUGGAUACCCAACAAAAGAUGUGGUCAGAGGGCCAUGGUACAUGAGUCUAAGACGGCCUCGCGUCGAACCUCCACGAGCGGCGUUUGGUAUCGUUUGGCCGAUUCUGUAUGCGAGUAUGGGAUGGGCUUCUCAUUUGGCUAUCAGGGCCUAUGACCAGAGUCUCAGUCCUUCCUCUCGAAUGGAUGCAUAUGCUGGCCUAAAGCUGUAUUGGAUUCAGCUCGGUCUCAAUCUUGCAUGGACUCCCCUCUUCUUCAUGGCAAAGCAGAAAGGACUCGCACUUUUGGAUAUCCUCCCAUUGACCGGCGUCGUGUAUUGGAUGACAUAUACAUUGCAUCACGCGACAAAUGGAGCGACUACCCUCUUCCUGGCUCCCUAUUGCGCUUGGUUGACCUUUGCCAGCUACUUGAACUUUGAGUUCUGGUACCUGAACCGAGGUCGCCCAGAACUCAAAGAAUUCUAG
Molecule: messenger RNA, 552 nt
Organism: Serendipita indica DSM 11827
Lineage: Eukaryota; Fungi; Basidiomycota; Agaricomycetes; Sebacinales; Serendipitaceae
Source: the annotation of a GenBank genome assembly